CGUUGACGUCGGUCGCGGGGCCGCCCGGAGCUCCCGGCAUUGGCUGGGAAGUCGAUUGUCUCGGGCGGCUGCUGUUACACUGAGGUUGGGUCUCCGAGCUCUGGAGGAAGCAGGCAGGCGUGUGUUGAAUUUCUCUCUGACCCUCACGGUGGAAUGAACAGGAAGCGACGAGCACCCAGCCCAGGCCCGGCACUUGCCUUUGUUGUGGGGUCAGCCUGCACAGCGCAGUUCAAGUUCUACAUUUGUAACAUCAUCCACUUACAAGACCAUUUCAAGAACUGACAUCAGUUUUCAUACAGCUUAAAAGAAAGAGGAGAGACGCAAAGCACAGAGAGCAGCAGAUCAGACCACACCGAACUCCACUGGAGCGUCGGAGCCGUGGAGGAUGCUGGUUGCCGAGCUGCAGAGGAGGCCCCCGCUCUGAGGGGGAGAGCAGGUCUCACAGAGGCAGCUUCCGCCCCUUCCGGGCUCACCAUGGCCUGCACUCUCUGGCUGGACGGCUGACGUGACUGUGUGCCCCAGGUGUGCACGUGCUGGACUGGGUGCUGUCCCAGGUACCGCCUGCUCUCUGGGAGCAGGGCAGGUGAGCAUCAGAUGCUACCCAAAGCUGGACGGGGCAAAGCAAUGGACUCCGACAAGCUAAGAUGGAAGUGACCUGAGGCCUCGCCCAGGCGGUUUCCUCUUGCCAGGACAGCUCAAUAGUCGGAGCACAGGCUUGUCUGGGGAGCAGUAUGCAGGAAGCUGGUUUUCAGGCCACAAAUGCUUUCACAGAGUGCAAAUUCACCUGCACCAGCGGUAAAUGCUUGUAUCUUGGUUCACUGGUCUGUAACCAACAGAACGACUGUGGGGACAACAGUGAUGAAGAAAACUGUCUCCUGGUGACAGAACAUCCACCUCCGGGCAUCUUCAACUCGGAGCUGGAGUUCGCCCAGAUCAUCAUCAUCAUUGUGGUGGUGACGGUGAUGGUCGUGGUCAUCGUCUGCCUGCUGAAUCACUACAAAGUGUCCACGCGGUCGUUCAUCAACCGUCCGAGUCAGAGCAGGAGGCAAGAGGACCGGCUGCAGCAGGAAGGGCGCCUGUGGCCUACAGACAGCUCUGGUCCUCAGCCUGGUGCCUCGGAGAUCAUGUAUGCCCCGCGGUCUCGGGACAGGUUCACUGCCCCAUCCUUUAUCCAGAGGGACCGGUUCAGCCGCUUUCAGCCCACCUACCCCUACGUGCAGCACGAGAUUGACCUUCCCCCCACCAUCUCCCUGUCUGACGGGGAGGAGCCGCCUCCUUACCAGGGGCCCUGCACCUUGCAGCUCAGGGACCCCGAACAGCAGAUGGAACUCAACCGAGAAUCUGUGAGGGCCCCGCCCAACCGGACCAUAUUCGACAGCGAUUUGAUAGACAUCUCUGUGUACAACGGGGGCCCAUGCCCGCCCAGCAGCAAUUCGGGCAUAAGUGCCAGCACCUGCAGCAGUAACGGGAGGAUGGAGGGGCCACCCCCGACCUACAGCGAGGUGAUGGGCCACUACCCAGGAGCCUCUUUCUUCCAUCACCAGCACAGCAACACGCACAGAGGGGGCAGACUGCCACUUCAGCACGACAGCGCGGGGAGCACGGUGGUGCCCAUCCAGGGCAAGGACAGGAAGCCUGGGAAUCUCGUCUGAUCCUCCAGCAUGCGCUUGAGUGGAGAAGAAGAAACCGAGGACGGAGGAGGACUGCUCAGCUCCUCCGCUCCCGGGCACAGUGUUGUUCAGUUUUACGUGCGACAACUAAGUAAAACCAAAUAUGCAAAUGUGGUCUUUGUUUCUGAUUCCUUUCAGGGGAAUUGCAUGCAAACCAGACUGAAACAAUACAAACUUCCAUCCGGUCUGACCGUCAACAGUGUUUAUUCUGGGGCAGGCGUCGGGAGGGGGGUGGUUUUGGCAAAGGGUGGGCAUGGGAACAGAGAAAGGGGUGCUUUGACUAUAUCAUGAAAUAAAACACAGAGGUAUUUGAUUUAUUUAAUUAUGAAAGGAGACUGCAGAGAAAGAGGCCAGAAUGGCCUUAAAUUUAUAAUUAACUAAAUAAAGAAGGAAGCAUUAUUAUAUAUUAUCAUGGGGAAGAAUUGGCCAGUUUGCUUUUUCUCCCAAGGUGUGGAACUUUUAUUUUGUUUUAAAAAUAUGAUUCAAAAUUCCUGUUUUUGUGUGCCAAGGUAUAAAGUGGGGAAGCUCGAUGAAUGCAAGGAGUUGAUUUGUGUUGUUAUGAUGAUGUGUUUUUAAAAGUUGCACUAUCUUAAUGUUGAAAAUAUAUAUGAGGGAACUGUUUUAUGUGAUGUUCUGUAUGUUGUCUCUUCACCUGUGGAUUAUGAUUAGGCCUAAGGAAUGCCCUGGAGUGCUUCCCGUAAUCAUGCCAGAAAAGAUGUUUAGGGGCGUAGCCUAACAUGCCGACUUGUGUACAUCAAGAAGGUCGUUACUGCUGUGAGAGUCUGCAGCAGAGAGCAGGGCGUCUGAAGCAUGGAGGCCUUUGGGUGUAAGAUAGGAACGCGAAGGUCCAGCACUUGGGACUUGCUGAGUUACUCUGCUAGCCUAGGCCACCUGUUCUGUUAAACGUGACCGACACAUGCAUUGACCAUCCAGUAUCGCAGUGCCCUCGCCCUCCAGCAGUGCAGUUCUUCAGUAACUUAGGUUUGUUUUUUUUCACUGUAGCAUGAAGUAGACUCAUACAUAAUUUUAUGCAAUAAAUUGUUUAAAAUGCAAGGUGAUUAUUUUGAAUACUGUUGAGAUUUGUGACUUCUCAGUGUAUUCCCGUUGUCAGCCUCCUUUUCUAGACAGUUCAGUUCAGUCCUGGACAGCUGGUCAGUGCCCAAGGGGCUCUCAGCGGUUGCUCCGCAUGGAGCCCGCCGGCCUCGGCGUGUGAGCGAUGCUGGUAGUGACUUCUUCAUUGGAAACUCCUGGAAUGGACAGAGGACACCACAUUGCUGAGCAUGAUAACAAGCCAUUGCCCGUCACUAAAUGGGCGCAGCAUUCUCGGGGGAAUGCUGUGCUCACAGCCUACACUCCCGCGGGAGUUCGUGCAGCCUUUGCAGUGUGGCCAGAACUGGACGGUCAGUUCCACAGCAGGGCAGGGCAGGCGGGCGACUCCAAGAGCACAGGAUUAAAAGCACAACAUGCAGUUAAAAUGCAACUAGAAACUAAUUUUAAAUAUUGUUAGUUUUAGUUUUAAUAUUCCUGAUAUUUACAAAAGGUGUUCUUACGUAAAAGAAACAGCUUUCUUUUGGGGAAGAAAGCAUCUGGCUUUUAUAAUAGCACCAGCCAACAAGUUCAACCAAUGCCACACCGCCGCCUGCUCUGCGUGGGUCAGUCCCCUUGGCCUCUGCAUGUAACAAGAUGGAUUGGAAGGAUGACCCAGUGACUGAUCGCUGCCGUUUGGAUGCUGAAUAACACACGCGCUUGAGUCUGUCUGUGGGUCUCAGACGAUCUGUCAGUGAGGUGACUUGGUGCUGUCGGCCGAGAGCUGGAGAGACUGUUCUGAGCUACAAGUCCUGUCCCCUGCCUUCUGCUCCUUUCUGCUGCAGGUUUUUGUUUUGCUUUGAGGAUUGGACUCUUCAUUAAAUUGAUUCAUUUCACCCAGUAACAGCCACAGAACUAGCCAAACUCUUAGAAAGAGAGAAUAAACAGACUCUGUUGGGACGUGUGCGUGCUAAGAGCCGCAGUGGGAAUUCCAAGACUGGGCAGAGCCCCGGGGGGCCCCCCUACCCGGUCAGCUCACUGCCUGGAUCCCAGGCCUGUGCUGGAGGGAAGCUGGCACUCUUUGUGGCAUGGAGCCUUGUCUCACCCUGUCAGGUGAAGGUUAGGAAGCACUUGUGCCUGUCAGGACCCCUGGUGGAGGUGCUGGGUAAAUUAUUGGUCAGGUGUCCCCUCAGAUG
Messenger RNA from Myotis brandtii (Brandt's bat), 3892 nucleotides. It is a transcript of the gene LDLRAD4, whose product is annotated as low density lipoprotein receptor class A domain containing 4. Gene Ontology annotation, molecular function: R-SMAD binding. Gene Ontology annotation, biological process: negative regulation of transforming growth factor beta receptor signaling pathway. Gene Ontology annotation, cellular component: early endosome membrane; Golgi membrane. The record is from RefSeq and is a predicted model, not a curated record. NCBI's taxonomy places the organism in Eukaryota, Metazoa, Chordata, Mammalia, Chiroptera, Vespertilionidae. The transcript is spliced from 7 exons. The coding region runs from base 732 to 1652 and encodes 306 amino acids.